GUAGCAUGGUGCACCAGCCAGGGGGAAGCAGGCAUUCUGUAUUGUGGGCAGUCAGGAGCUCUGGCUUGUGCUGGAAGUUCAGAGACCAGAUGUCCCACCCAACCCUCAUCCCUUCCCAGAGUGAUUACAGCAAGUUCACAAUGGCCCACCUGCUGCCAUUCCCCUCUUGCUCCUUAGCAACAGGAGGGCUGGGAGAGGGGCUUUUCUAGAAGAGACUGUCAGGGGGAAAGUGGAUUGAAAGUGAGGGGAAGGUGAAGUCAGUUAUUACUGUCAUCUCACCUGACGGGUCAGGCCUUGGGUCAGGGCCACCUUGCUUGGCUGAGUCAAUAGGGCCAGAGACCGAUUGGUGGGAUAAGAGCCAAAUAUUGCCAGAGAGGUGCUGCUUCUUCAUAAAGAGAAGAGGAGAGGCUCAGAGUUCCGCAUGAGUUUCAGGACCAUGGCCAAGAAGAGUGGAAUCCUUGUUUGGGGGAUCCUGCUGUGCAUCUCCAGCUGUCUUGCCCUCUAUGAGAACCUUGUCAAGUGUUUCCAGGAUCCCGAUUAUGAGGCCUUCCUUCUCAUAGCCCAGAAUGGGCUCCAUACCUCCCCACUGUCCAAGCGUGUGGUGGUAGUGGGAGCUGGCAUGGCAGGCCUAGUGGCAGCUAAGACCCUACAGGAUGCCGGUCACGAGGUAACCAUCUUGGAGGCCAGCAACCACAUUGGAGGUAGGGUGGUCACACUCAGAAACAAGGAGGAAGGCUGGUACUUAGAACUUGGACCAAUGCGAAUCCCAGAAAGCCACAAGCUAAUCCACACCUAUGUCCAGAAGCUUGGCCUGAAACUGAAUAAGUUCAACCAGUAUGAUAGCAACACCUGGUACCUACUCAAUGGACAACGCUAUCGUGCCUCAGAAGUCAUGGCUAACCCAGGAAUCUUGGGCUACCCCCUGAGGCCCUCAGAGAAGAACAAAACUGUCACAGACCUGUUCUACCAAGCCAUCACGAAGAUCAAACCACAUAGGAAGAUAUCCAAUUGCAGCCAGCUGCUCUCCCUUUAUGACUCUUACUCCACCAAGGCUUACCUGAUGAAGGAAGGAACACUGAGCAAAGGGGCCAUCGAGAUGAUCGGGGAUAUAAUGAAUGAGAAUGCUGGCUACUAUAAGUCCCUCCUGGAGUCCCUGAGGAUUGCAAGCAUCUUCUCCAAAAGUGACCAAUUUUCAGAGAUCACCGGUGGCUUUGACCAACUCCCCAAUGGCCUCAGUGCUAGCCUGAAGCCUGGCACCAUCCGUCUGGGGUCCAAAGUAGAAAGAGUGGUGAGAGACGGGCCCAAGGUUAAGGUUAUGUACCGCACAGAUGGGCCCACCUCUGCACUGCACAAACUCACUGCGGAUUACGCCAUCAUCACUGCCUCAGCCAAGGCCACUCACCUCAUCACCUUCCAGCCACCUCUGUCCCGAGAGAAAACACAUGCCCUGCGCUCCGUUCAUUACACCAGUGCCACCAAGGUGGUUUUAGUGUGCAACGAACGCUUCUGGGAACAGGAUGGUAUCCGGGGCGGCUACUCCAUCACUGACCGACCCUCCCGCUUCAUUUACUAUCCCAGCCACAGCCUGCCAGGCGGCAAGGGAGUCCUGCUGGCCUCUUUCACUGUGGGUGAUGAUUCCUCCUUCUUUGCUGCCCUGAAGCCCAAGCAGGUGGUAGAUGUUGUGCUAGAUGACCUUGCGGCAGUGCACCGCAUACCCAAGGAGGAGCUAAAGCGCAUGUGCCCAAAGUCAGCGAUCAAGCACUGGUCUCUAGACCCCCUCACCAUUGGCGCCUUUACAGAGUUCACACCCUACCAAUUUGUAGACUAUUCGAAGCAGCUCUUCCAGCCAGAGGGCCGCAUCUACUUUGCUGGGGAGCAUACCUGCCUGCCUCACAGCUGGAUAGACACCGCCAUCAAGUCGGGCAUCCGGGCCUCCUGCAGCAUUCAGGCUGCAGUUGACAAGGAGGCCACUCAAGGACAGAUGGCUCUUUAGAGGCCCUUUGCCAACAAUCAGGAUGCCCCCACCACCACCAAAAACAAUCUGUGGGAGAGUCUACGAGAAUAAAUAGGCUAGAAGAUGAAAGGAAGCCGAGACCCAGGAGAGAAGUCACCACUGGUCCCUUGGUCUACAAGCAGAAGCCCAACUGGGAAGCUACAAGAGACAUCACCCCCUAUUCUGUCUCACUCCCUGUCUCUAUGGGAAACAGCAGGGAGUAGGGGGUAGCUGUCAAGGCUGGAGAAUUCUAGAAUCAGCCUUUAGCUUGAAGGAAAUUGUCUCCUGCUACAAAACAAUAACAAGCAAAAA
Molecule: messenger RNA, 2305 nt
Organism: Mus caroli (Ryukyu mouse)
Lineage: Eukaryota; Metazoa; Chordata; Mammalia; Rodentia; Muridae
Product: L-amino-acid oxidase-like
Biological process (GO): amino acid catabolic process
Molecular function (GO): L-amino-acid oxidase activity
Source: RefSeq, a predicted model, not a curated record